Molecule: messenger RNA, 1712 nt
Organism: Xylona heveae TC161
Lineage: Eukaryota; Fungi; Ascomycota; Xylonomycetes; Xylonales; Xylonaceae
Product: eukaryotic translation initiation factor 3 subunit M
Exons: 2
Coding region: 104-1399 (431 amino acids)
Biological process (GO): cytoplasmic translational initiation
Cellular component (GO): eukaryotic translation initiation factor 3 complex; cytoplasm
Molecular function (GO): translation initiation factor activity
Source: RefSeq, a predicted model, not a curated record
UCUGGGACUGCCUAAAUUCGACAAGCACCACAUUGUUGACGCAUUUCGGGUCUCUCCAAGCGCAUACUGUUGCCCGAUUCUCCCAAUACCGGUAGUCGACAUCAUGCCUGCACCGUCAAAUAUCCUCUUGAUUGAGGGUAGCUUCGAGGAACUUGUCGACGAAUUCGCACAGUACCUCGACAAUCUCCGCAAAAGCGAGGAUGGCACCAGUGUGCACUCGGAAAUCACCCCUCUGCUCGAGCAGGGCCAGAACGACGAGGUGUUGAAGAAGCUGGUGACUUCCAGCUCAGUCUUGAACAGCGCUCCUGAGAAGGAGAUCAUCCCUGCGUACAACCUGCUUGUCCACCUGAUCCGCCAGUCGCCCAAUGUGAACAUUUUCCUUCCCAAAAUCUGCAACUACCUCUCGCAACCCCUUGGUGCUUCGCCGAGCAGCGGAAGCGGCCUUGCUCUCUCGGUUCUUACCACCAUCUUCAACAUCCUCCCGUCCAACAACGAGAGCCGGUACCACGUUUUCCUCGCCGUCCUGCGGGUCAUCAAGUCGAGCGCUUCAUUCGACGCUCUGCGGCCACAGCUCAAGAACUUGGACAACUGGAUUGCGCAAUGGGAAGUUGACGAGGAGGACCAGCGCAAGCUGUUCCUCGGCAUUGCCGAUGUUGCCCUCGAAGUGAGCGAGACCGAGCAAUCCUACCUGUACUUGCUGCGCGCUCUCAAGACGAUCCCCACCGAGGAAGUCUCGGAGCCUGAGGCCCGCGAACUGUCCCUCCGCGCUCUCAAGUCGGCUCUUACAUCCCCCUCGCAUUUUGACUUCCAGGACUUGACGGCGCUGGAUUCCAUCCAGGCUCUCCGCAAGUCGGACCCGAUUUUCUUCGAGCUGCUCGAGAUCUUCAACGCCGAGCUUCUCGACGACUACGCCGACUUCCAGGAGACCAACGCCAAGUGGAUCGACGAGCAGGGACUCGACCAGGACGUCCUCUACCGCAAGAUGCGUCUGCUGACGCUCGCCUCCCUGGCCGCCUCUACCCCGUCGCGCGCCCUCCCUUACGCCCAGAUCGCAAAGGCCCUCCAGGUCCCUGCCGAAGAGGUCGAGAUGUGGGUCAUCGAUGUCAUCCGUGCCGGUCUCGUCGAGGGCAAGCUCUCCCAGCUCAACCAGACCUUCCUCAUCCAUCGCAGCACCUACCGUGUCUUUGGCGAGAACCAGUGGCGCGAGGUUGCCUCCCGUCUUGACAUUUGGCGCGAGAGCCUCGUCAACGUUCUCGAGGUUGUGCGACGAGAGCGCGAGAACGUCAUCGUCCAGAAAGAGCGCGAGCUGCGUGAGCUCGAGGCCAAGGUGACCGGUGCUCCCGCUCCCACCGGCAACACGAGAAGAGGAAACGCUCCCCGCGAGAUUGAGGUCGAGUAAGAAUUCUCAAAUAUCUCUUCUUUCUCUCUCCUGAGUUGUUUUCUCUUUUUCUUUGGUUGCUCUCUUAUUUCACCUCCUUUUUCUUCACCUUCACCUUCACCUUCACCUUCCCCUCUUCUCCGUCGGAUGAUUGCUCUUUGAUGGCCUCCCCCUUUUUUUUUUCUCUCUCUCUCUGUUCCAUCUACCUUAUGGUUUCUUUAUCGUAACCUUCUUUUGUCUUAGAUCAUAUGGAUGUAUGUACUGGUGCCAAAGGUCGUGUUGUGUUGUUCAUGAUGAACGACCCCAAAAAUAUCAUGUGCUAGAGUCUCGAAAA